This is a messenger RNA of Dryobates pubescens (Downy woodpecker), 3138 nucleotides long. It is a transcript of the gene PI4K2B, whose product is annotated as phosphatidylinositol 4-kinase type 2 beta. Gene Ontology annotation, cellular component: lysosomal membrane; endosome; trans-Golgi network. The coding region runs from base 113 to 1588 and encodes 491 amino acids. NCBI's taxonomy places the organism in Eukaryota, Metazoa, Chordata, Aves, Piciformes, Picidae. Gene Ontology annotation, molecular function: 1-phosphatidylinositol 4-kinase activity. The record is from RefSeq and is a predicted model, not a curated record. Gene Ontology annotation, biological process: phosphatidylinositol phosphate biosynthetic process; endosome organization; Golgi organization. The transcript is spliced from 10 exons.
ACAGGAGCCGCGGUGGCGGCGGGCGGUAGUCAGUGCUAUGGGCUGCGGCGGAGGGGCCUGAGCUCGUCCGGAGGCGCCUCCUACCGUGCUCAGCCCCCGGCCGCGGCCGCCCAUGGCGGAGCCGGGUGCUGAGGAACCUGAUGAGCAGCUGCUAGUUUUCGAGGAGCCGGCGCCUCAGACAGGGCCGCCCUGGCGGGAGCCGCGACAUCUAAAAGCUGCCCCUGGUGGGGCUGUGAGGCUGUGUGGGGAGCCGGGGCUCGAGGAGGAGGAAGAGGAGGGUGAGGAGGACUCAGAGGACUCGGGGCCCGAGGGGGAUGGAGAGGACGAGCCUCUCCUGAGGGCGUCGGGUACCGGCCGCGGCCGGCGAGGGUGCGCCGCCUGGGACAAGGAGCCCCGCGCCCCUGCAGGCCAUAUAGGACAUACUGCUGAUAUGAAUAUAUUUUUAGAUGAUCCAGAAUUUGCAGAAAUUAUUCUGAGAGCAGAGCAAGCUAUAGAGUGUGGAGUUUUUCCAGAAAGAAUCUCUCAAGGAUCCAGUGGGAGUUAUUUUGCCAAGGAUCCAAAAGGGAAAAUUAUUGGAGUGUUCAAACCAAAAUCUGAAGAGCCUUAUGGACAUCUGAAUCCAAAAUGGACCAAAUAUUUUCACAAAAUCUGUUGUCCUUGCUGCUUUGGCAGAGGCUGCCUCGUUCCAAAUCAGGGAUACCUCUCUGAAGCUGGUGCCUAUCUUGUGGAUGACAAGCUGGGGCUAGGAGUUGUACCUAAAACUAAGGUUGUCUGGCUUGUCAGUGAGACCUUUAAUUACAGUGCAAUAGAUCGUGCAAAGUCCAGAGGGAAAAAAUAUGCUUUAGAGAAAGUGCCAAAAGUCGCUAAAAAAUUCAAUCGAAUCGGACUACCUCCAAAGGUUGGCUCCUUCCAGCUGUUUGUUGAAGGAUAUAAGGAAGCUGACUACUGGCUCAGGAAGUUUGAAACUGAUCCUUUGCCUGAGAACACAAGGAAAGAAUUUCAGAUGCAGUUUGAGAGAUUGGUUAUCUUGGAUUAUGUCAUCAGAAAUACAGACAGAGGUAAUGACAACUGGUUAGUCAGAUAUGAAAAGGCAGAUGAAGGAGUUGAUUUGUCAGAUAAGGACAGCCAAUGGACCAUAACUAAAGAAUCUACUAUUAAAAUUGCUGCAAUUGACAAUGGUUUAGCAUUUCCUUUUAAGCAUCCUGAUGAGUGGAGGGCAUAUCCCUUCCACUGGGCUUGGCUUCCUCAAGCAAAAGUUCCUUUCUCUCAGGAGACCAGGGACCUAGUGCUUCCUCGCAUUUCUGAUAUGAACUUCGUCCAGGAUCUUUGUGAAGAUCUUUAUGAACUGUUUAAGACUGACAAAGGAUUUGACAAGGCUACUUUUGAAAACCAAAUGUCUGUUAUGAGAGGGCAGAUACUCAACCUCACUCAGGCAUUAAAGGAUGAGAAGAGCCCCAUUCAGCUUGUUGAGAUGCCACGUGUGAUAGUGGAGCGAAGCAGCACUGGAAGUCAGGGCCGAAUUGUUCACCUGAGUAAUGCGUUCACACAGACCUUUCAUAGCAGGAAGCCUUUCUUUUCCUCCUGGUAGCAACAAAAAUACGUGGGAAGAGUAAGUUUCUCUUAACUUCUGUGGAAAGGCUCUUCAGCUACAAUAGUUCUGCUGUGUACUGAGAGCUGACUGCCACCACCUCAGAACUUAAAUUCUAAAGACUUAAGAAAUCCGUUUUGAAUGUAAUGAAAGUUUACAAUUUUUUUUGUGUCAAAAUUGUAAAUCCUUAUGUCAGGGAACGAGAAGAGCUUAUCCAUACUGUAUUUUUAUAGGCUAAAUUAAUGUAUUCUGAGUAAUAAUACUAUGAAUAAGGGAAGAGACACGCUUUGCAUAUGCUGAAAACCUACUUUUGAAUACAACAGGAAUUCCUUUUUUUGUUUGUUUAACAUAAAUGUGAGAACCUACACACUAUCACUUUCCUUUUGUAUGGUCUUUGGAGAAAAAGAAGUGCAGAAUGUAAUCUUUGAUUGUGAAAAUGCUUUUCCUUGGAAUUUCUUCCUGCUAUUUUAAGCUGUUUAUAGAUAUUUUUUUUUUUCAUAUGCUGGUUACUUGAAAAGUCAUGCACUAUAAACAAAAAAAACCCAAACAACAAACCAACAAAUGAAAUAAUCAAUCUGUCCUUGACAAACAUGUGAAAGAAAAGGAGAAGGGGAAAAAAAAUGUUCCACAUGGGUUUUGUGGGGUUUUUGCACAUGGGGACCAAAAACAGUUAAAUAGUUCAUCAAAAUUCAACCAGGGCGAGUACACGCAGUUCCUGCUGUGACAAAAUGAACUGAGUGUACAUUUCAGAGGUUGGAAUUUCACCUGUAGCUUGUAGAACUUGUGUGCUUAAGCACAUGUAUGGAAAAUGGUGGUAUUUCUUUCUAGAUGCAUCACAGUGAAAGAACUGCACCAGGUUACUAAGAGGUUUGUUUUGCCAUAUGUGUUCAUCAGUAGUCACCAAAGUGGUUCUGCACUAUUAAUGACAGAAGCACAAAUGUGUUCCUCACAAAGCCAGUCUGCCUUCUAAAUUUCUAUCUGAACACACCCUUAUUUAUUUUAUUAUUUUUUUUUAACUGGAAAAAAGCAAGACUGUAAUGCACAGAGACUUCUUAUUGUGCCCUUGGCAGUGUCACACUCAUCUGCCAGUUGCCCUUUGGUUUUCUGUUUAAGUUACUUGAUGUUCAUGUUUCUAGAUCUGUGGCUUAUGUAACACAGUAAAUAUUUUUUUUGUGAUUUUCUGGAGAGUGAAGACUGGAAAUGGGAGAAAAACUGCUGCUUUUGUGAAACCUUCAGUAUUUCAGACAUUGCUGUAUUUUGUAAUUCUAAGCAAUACUGUUGAACUCAAAAAUAAUAAAAUGCUUGUAUUUUAUAUAAUUUUGAGUGGAUGUAAAUAUUAAUGUAGCAUGUCAGCAAUUCACAUGAUUAACUGAAACGUUUAAGCCUUAAAUGUAAAAAUUCACUGUAUGGUGGAGUUCAAAAUAAGCUCGAGAUGACCACCUUUAUAGACUUUCCAUGAUUGGUUUUUAUCCAGACAGUUUAUUACAAAAUUAAAGAUGGUGUUUAUGUACCAGACUCGCCUCCUGAAGCAAAUAAAUGUCAUUGUCUAA